Messenger RNA from Recurvomyces mirabilis, 903 nucleotides. RefSeq lists its product as uncharacterized. The transcript is spliced from 3 exons. Bases 1 to 903 code for a protein of 300 amino acids. The record is from RefSeq and is a predicted model, not a curated record. Gene Ontology annotation, molecular function: heme binding; iron ion binding; oxidoreductase activity, acting on paired donors, with incorporation or reduction of molecular oxygen. NCBI's taxonomy places the organism in Eukaryota, Fungi, Ascomycota, Dothideomycetes, Mycosphaerellales, Teratosphaeriaceae.
AUGGACGCCCUCAGAUCCGUAGUUAGAGCCGGGUUGCUCGUAUCACUGGCGGGCAUUUUGUAUACAGUCUUCCGGAUCCUCUACAACAUUUUCCUACAUCCGCUGCGCCGCUAUCCAGGACCAUGGCUCUGGUCCGCUACGCGGCUGAUAUGGGUCAUAUCUCUGCAAAAGGGACACUUGCACAACGACAUCCUACAGCUUCACAAUCGCUAUGGUCCAGUCGUACGAAUAGCGCCUGAUGAAUUGUCAUACAUUGACGCCCAAGCCUGGAAGGACAUCUACCAUAAUCCUGCGCUAGAACGCAACCAAGUCUGGUUUCGGAAAAUCAAGCCUGAUGACCCUUGGAGUAUCAUGGGGAGUCAUGAAGGUCACCAUGCUCGCUUUCGGCGAGCGUUCAUGGGCGCAUUCAGUGACAAGGCUAUCAAGGGGCAUUCGCCGCUGUUGGAGCACUAUGUCGAAAUCAUGAUGAAACACUUCAGCGGCGUGGCGACAGAUCAUAGUGCUGUAGUCGACAUUGUGUCCUGGUUCAACUAUGUUACCUUUGAUAUCUCUGGCGAUCUUUGCUUCGGAGAGUCCUUCGGAAGUACUGCAACAGGGCGGCAACAUCCUUGGGUGCAGAUCGCUUGCUCGUUCGGCAAAGGUGUCGCAUUGAUAGCCUCGCUCAACUUCUUCUCGCCAUUGAACAAGGCGCUGAAGUACAUUCUGCCAGCUGAUGUGCGCGAGAGGGCUCAAUAUCAUCGAGAACUUAGCGCAAGCAAGGUUCAACAACGAUUGGAGCUUGGCGAGACUAGGAACGACUUCAUAACUACGAUUUUGAAGUACAAUAACUCUAAGGCAGACCCUGUCACUGUGAGCGAGAUGCAGGUCAACAUGAGCAUUAUGGUGUUCGCCGCCAGUGAGUAG